Bipolaris sorokiniana ND90Pr is the source of this 1953-nucleotide messenger RNA. Its product is annotated as glycoside hydrolase family 18 protein. Gene Ontology annotation, molecular function: hydrolase activity, hydrolyzing O-glycosyl compounds; chitin binding. Bases 1 to 1953 code for a protein of 650 amino acids. The record is from RefSeq and is a predicted model, not a curated record. Gene Ontology annotation, biological process: carbohydrate metabolic process. The transcript is spliced from 7 exons. NCBI's taxonomy places the organism in Eukaryota, Fungi, Ascomycota, Dothideomycetes, Pleosporales, Pleosporaceae.
AUGUCACUCUUUUCAAGCAAGUUUUUCUAUCUUCUUUUUGUAUUUCUAGCCUUUUGUUUGCCUGGGAAUGCAUCACAGGCCCAUCAUCUCAAACACACACACCACUUCCGUCGUCAAAAUCUAGCGGAACGCUCAGCACGAGACUCUUCAUCUCCUCAGUCCAGUGACUCCAUCAUUCCGCCUGGUGUCUCAUAUCGCGAGCCUCGAGCCCUGUUCGCGCGGCAGCAGGCAGGUGGCGGCUCAGCUACCGCUGCAUCUGGCGACUACACAUGUGGCCCUGGCAAACCCUGCGGCAAUGGAGCAUGCUGUGGCGAAUCUGGGUGGUGUGGAUAUGGCCCCAAGUUCUGUGGAACUGUUGCAUUACUUACCAAGUCGCAGGGAUGCCAGUCGAACUGCGAUGCCAAAGCAGAAUGCGGUCAAUAUGCGAAGACUGCCGGACAGGGCUGCCCACUAAAUGUCUGCUGCUCACAACACGGUUUCUGCGGAACAACCGCUGAUUUCUGUGGCGAUGGUUGCCAAAGCAACUGCAAGCAACCCAAGCCAAAUGCCGGAACCAGCAAUUCUCAGCAAAUCGUCAUCGGCUAUUACGAAGGCUGGAACUUGAAGAAGAAAUGCGGAACCAUGACACCAGAGGAGAUACCGGUACAUUCGCUCACACAUUUGAUCUUCUCUUUUGGCUUCAUUGCACCAGGAACGUUCAAGAUCGAGCCCAUGAGCGAUUUCGAGCCCUCGAUGUUUGGAAGAGUCACCGAUCUUAAAGAAAAGAAGCCUUCUCUCAAAGUUCUCAUCGCAUUAGGAGGUUGGACACAUAAUGAUCCAGGAAAGUAUCAGAAAGUCUUCUCUGACAUGGCCUCAACCGCUGCAAACAGGAAGGUCUUUAUCGCCAACUUAAUGGGCUUCAUGGCAGAGUACGGGUUUGACGGUGUCGAUCUCGAUUGGGAAUAUCCCGGUGCAGAAGAUCGGGGCGGUAUACCCGAAGAUGGCACAAAUCUCACUCAGCUGAUGAAGGAGAUGAAAGAAGCAAUGGGCAAGCGCUACAUAUUAACAUUCACUGCUCCGACCUCUUACUGGUACCUGCGCCAUUUCGACAUCAAGAAGAGCGCUGAGGUGGCUGAUUGGGUGAACCUCAUGUCCUACGACCUCCAUGGCGUUUGGGAUCGAGACAAUCCCAUUGGCAACAAGAUCCUUGGCCAUACCAAUCUGACAGAGAUUGAUCUUGCACUCGACCUCUUCUGGAGGAACGACAAAGGCGAGUGCACCGACACAGAAGGCUUUCUCUCAUACAAGGAAGUCAAAGACAUCAUCGCCGCGACUAAAGCCAAGCCCAAGCUAGACAAGGUCGCAGGUAUACAGUACUUGACCUAUGGCCAAAACAGCUGGAUAUCCUACGACGACCCAAAAACCAUUGAGAUGAAGAUCGAUUUCGCCAAUAAGAGAGGCCUUAAGGGACUCAUGACAUGGGCCAUUGACAUCGACGAUGAAAAGGGCGACCUGAUUCGAGCCCUGACUGGAAAAGAGCUUGAAGAUGACACAGAUCUUCUCCAGUUCAUGACGGACGACGGGGCCUCAAUCGCGCACGGAACGGCAGAUGGCACACAGUGCUACGUCUCUGAUUGUGGUACUGACCAGAAGAACGCGACUUGCAAGUCCGGCUACACCAUGGUUGGCCGCGCGAACACGGAUAGCAAUGGAAAGAAUCGGUGUAACACGAAGAAUUCCAAACAAGCACGAAACAUUUGCUGUCCUUCCUUCUCAGGCCCACAGGAAAAUGAUUGCAAUGGCACGACGAACGAUCGUCAGCGGCAAAGUCUGAUUGCUCUGCCAAAUGCGACGUUGGCGAGAUCAACGUCAUCAACGACAGCUUUGGUUGGGUGGGAGAUUUGCUCGGCGGCCAUUACGGUGAUCAGUGUACGCGUGGAUGGAAGAGCUUCUGCUGCAAAGCUGGAAACAUGA